AUGGCUGUAAGCGGAGCGCAACAAAUGGAAUUGGAUGAUGUACAGCAACCUUCUGGUGCUGCAAGUAUUUCUGCGAAAGAGAAGAAACGUUUUGAGGUGAAAAAAUGGAAUGCAGUGGCUCUGUGGGCUUGGGAUAUAGUUGUUGAUAAUUGUGCAAUUUGUCGAAAUCAUAUUAUGGACCUCUGUAUUGAAUGCCAAGCAAAUCAGGCUUCAGCAACUUCUGAAGAAUGCACGGUUGCAUGGGGUGUAUGCAAUCAUGCAUUCCACUUUCAUUGCAUUUCACGUUGGCUUAAGACACGUCAGUUGAAACAAGUAUUGGAUACAUAUCAUGCUGUAGCUUGCUUACUACCAAAUGAUUCAAAUUAUUUAUACGCGGCUGUUUUACACUUACCCAAAAAUCCAAAAUUAUAUUUUGGGAAAAUUUCAAACACACAAAAAUUGCAUCAAAGUCUUGAGGAUGCUGGUGAAGCUAUCAGAGGCCAUAAUCCACAUCGUUGGCUUGUUGAUAGGAUAAUUUUGAAUGCAACAAAAAUUAUUCAUUCGCAGUAUCGAUUGGAACGACGAAAUAAUAUAGCGGAACAGUUGAAAGAUAAUAAAAAUCGAAAUAUUUUUGAUGGAACUCAAUUUCUCAACAAAACGAUAAUCAAAGAGUCGCUAAUAGAAUUUUUACGGGAAAUAAUAUUUGAAUCAGUUAUCGCUGAUGCGAUAUUUGGUAUGGAUUUAGCAGAUAAUUGGAUCAAAUAUGAUUUUGAAGAUUUUAAAAAGCGCUCACAGCAAUUAAUAACAUAUGAAAGCUGGACAUGGUUGCUUAACAUUCUACGUGUAAUGUUUUUUCUCCUUGGCGCAUUUGUCGUGCUGAUAACAACAUGCGCAUUAUGUGGUUUUUCAUGCAUCUUAUCAUCAAUUUUACGCGAUGAUUAUUAUCGACGAAGACAAAUGCGAGAACGUGAAGAAGAAUUGCGCAUUAUAGAGGAACGUCUUCAUGAGGCCGAAAUUGUAAAUAAAUUUAUUAAUGAUGAACAUUAA
This is a messenger RNA of Acanthocheilonema viteae, 1026 nucleotides long. The record is from the annotation of a GenBank genome assembly. Lineage: Eukaryota; Metazoa; Nematoda; Chromadorea; Rhabditida; Onchocercidae.